AAGAGGAGGUGGUGAGGGGCGUUUGGAGCGGGGUUGGGUGCACUGUCCUCUGCGUUUCCGCAAUCGGCGGCUCCUCUUCCUUCUCUCUCUCUCUCCCCUUAUCCCUUUCUCCCUCGGAAGACCGGGGAGGAAAGAAGAAAAAGGGAAAGAAACGCAAAGACAACGGAAAGAAGGGGCGAGAUCUACGAUCCCAAAGGGAGGGGGGCCGAUGUCGUCGUCGGGGUACGAUGCCUUCUUCGUGGACGAGGCGAUGAAUCGGCCAUUCAGCGAGGACGGCUACGACCAUCGCGGCCCUUCCCAGCGCUUCGACGCCUACUCCGCCUUCUCCGACGAAUCUAAGGACCCGAUCGAAGCCGAUGACCGCUCUCCAGCUUUCGGUCCCCGGCCGGCUUCCUCCUUCGGGGAAGACGAGUUCCCCGACCAUCAGGCGCCCGAUUUUUCCACCUUUUCCCCAGGAUCCGACGCAAUCGGCAAGAGCUUCGGCGACGCCCCGGAUCUCGGUGGAUCCAACGAUGUCUCUAAUGGAUCCAUCCUCCCUCCACCUGUGGAGAUGCAGCCAGAGGAGGGUUUCAUUCUUCGUGAGUGGAGACGACAAAAUGCAAUGUUACUCCAAGAGAAGGAAAAUAAGGAGAAGGAGCUAUUGGAUCAAAUUGUUGAUGAAGCUGAUGAUUAUAAAGCUGAUUUCUAUAGGCGCAAAGAGAUCAACCGUGAAACAGCUAAGGCGAACAAUCGAGAAAAAGAAAAGCUGUUUUUGGCCAAUCAAGAGAAGUUUCAUGCGACUGCCGACAAAAACUACUGGAAGGCCAUUGCAGAACUCAUUCCACAAGAGAUACCGAAUAUAGAAAAGAGAAGGGGCAAGAAGGAGCAAGAGAAAAAACCUUCAAUUACUGUAAUACAAGGACCGAAGCCAGGCAAGCCGACAGAUCUGUCCCGCAUGCGGCAGAUUCUGGUGAAGCUGAAGCAUAACGUGCCCGUUCACAUGAGGCCACCUCCUCCGCCACCUGUAGAUGGUUCAACUCGUGGAAGCGUCAAAGACGCUGCAACUGCUUCCUCCAAGACAGCAGCAGCAUCGCGUCCGUCAGAACCUGCGCCAACGGCGGCUUGAAUGCAUCGUCCAUUUUUCUCCCCGUGCUUUUUCGUGUAUAUUUUAGUAUUUUAUCUUAUAAGGUUGUGUUUUGUUAUUAGGAAUUUAGGAUCUUAUGAGACAGCGUUUGCCUUGUGUCUCUGAAAAAGAUUUUUCUGUGCAUUAAAGAGCAUUAUAUGAGUCA
Nymphaea colorata (pocket water lily) is the source of this 1268-nucleotide messenger RNA. RefSeq names its product clathrin light chain 2-like. Gene Ontology annotation, cellular component: clathrin coat of trans-Golgi network vesicle; plasma membrane; clathrin coat of coated pit. The coding region runs from base 209 to 1105 and encodes 298 amino acids. Gene Ontology annotation, molecular function: clathrin heavy chain binding; structural molecule activity. Gene Ontology annotation, biological process: clathrin-dependent endocytosis; clathrin coat assembly; intracellular protein transport. The record is from RefSeq and is a predicted model, not a curated record. The transcript is spliced from 3 exons. NCBI's taxonomy places the organism in Eukaryota, Viridiplantae, Streptophyta, Magnoliopsida, Nymphaeales, Nymphaeaceae.